Messenger RNA from Cheilinus undulatus (humphead wrasse), 1932 nucleotides. RefSeq lists its product as uncharacterized. Lineage: Eukaryota; Metazoa; Chordata; Actinopteri; Labriformes; Labridae. Bases 74 to 1405 code for a protein of 443 amino acids. The record is from RefSeq and is a predicted model, not a curated record. The transcript is spliced from 8 exons.
UCCAAACGCGUCCGUUGCACCUUGCCUAAAUAAAACUACCCAACAGGACAUUGCUGACGCCUCCUUUUCUAACAUGUCGGCCAUUUCUGAAAACGAGUGGAAAAAAGCCCUGAGUGACAUCUUGGAUGAGCUGACCGAAACUCAGUACAAGAAGCUGGUGGAGUUUUUGGAUCAAAUCCCUAAAAGUAGGAAGCCCAGCAGAUGCAGUGGAAAGAUGCCUGGAGUAAUCAUUGAGUGUUACGGACUGGAACGGUCUGUUUCUGAAAUCAAUAACUUAUUAGAUUGGAUUGGAAGAAGAGACAGUCGUGUCCAGGACCUGCUGCGCCCCUUUGUGAACAAACUGGGCGAGGGCGAUGUCAAAGAAAACACGGGAGAGAAGAGGAAGCAUGAUGAAGUUGAUAAGGAAUGUCCAACAGACACACAAACAGGCAGUGAGGACCAACCGACAGAUCUACAGAUCAGCUGCCAGCCUGACAAGAAGAGAAGAGCUUCUUGGGAGAUAACCAUCUCUGAUGUGAAGUCCACGGCCCUGCUUCUUGAGACUGCAGGAUUUUACGGGAAAGUCGUCCAGAAAUCUGGGCUCCGUGUUUAUUCCACCAGAGAGGAUGAGAAAAGAUUCUUCUUUUAUGCUGCGGUGGCUGAUAAGUCAGACUGCGUCAAACUGAUGGUUUAUGGAAAAGAUCACGAUCGAAACAUCAAGGAAGAAAAGUCCUACUUAUUCAGAAGACUGAAGAAAGAUCCAAAAGUUGUUAAAGUGACAACAUCAAGCAUAGUGUCUGAGAUCAAAGCUGUUCAGGUCCCUGAGGAGCUGGAGGAGGAAGCUCGGAGGCUAAUUUAUCCUGAGAGUCCAUUCUACUCCAUCACUGAGGUCAGAUCAUUACCUGACAAGACAAACGUGAGCGUGGUGGGAACCGUUGAAGAGAUCGAUCCAAUCAAAGAGAUAAAAGUGGCGUAUCAGAAGCAGAAGAAAAAGACCCAACGUUUUAAGCUGAAAGACGAGUCCAGCUCCACGUGGAUCUGUAUGUGGGGAGAAGAAACCCAGCAGUCCAAAGGCUUGUCAGUGGGAGAUGUAGUGAAGCUCACCAACAUGAAGGUCAACAAAUAUUACGACGAGGUGAAGCUGAACUCCACUGGAUCCACUAAAACUGAAAAGGUUGAAUCUGUGGGCAUCCAGAGUACCAAAAUGAAGAUCGUUGGGAUCCAGAAGGCCAUAAAGAAGGAGACACGCCUGGAGGGGGAUGUUGGCGGAGAGGUGCACACCUUCGUUGUGUCAUCUAAACUUCUGGCGAAGGCACUGGGCAUCAAACUAGAUCGUGAUUAUAAAGAAAACCUCCUGGAUAAGCUACCGUUCCAGGCUGAUGUGGAAAUCAAAGGGAAUAAAAUAAAGGAAAUGACCGCGGUUUGAGGGAGCUGAUUGGUUAAGUUGUUCCAAAGUCAAGACUCAAAACUAAAGGCGACGGAGCCUUCUCCAUCAGGACACCUCGACUUUGGAACAACCUGCCCGAGGAACUAAGGCGUGCAGAAUCAGUGACAUCUUUGAGAUCACUUCUUAAAACUCAUUUUUAUAGAGUUGCUUUUAUGCGAUGUUGUCUUCUGUCUUUUACUGUCUCCUCUUUCUUUUGGUCAGUUUUCUCACCUUUAUUUUUCUACUUUUCCUUACAUUUAUUAUUCAAUCUUAAAGUUUUUAUGUCUACUCUAGUCUGUAUUUUAUACCUUGAUCUGAUUCCUAUCCUUCCUUUGCUUCUACUCCUGUUUGAACUAUUUUUUAUUAUUUCUAUCACUAUUAUUAUUAUUACCUGACAGCCUCUACCUUUUUAAUUGUUGUUUUCUGAUCAAAUAAUUUGUUUUUAUCUUUUCUUUAUCUUACGCUUGUGUUGUGUUAUGACGCUUUGUCUUAUUUGUGAUUCUGCUUAUUGUCAAAGCAGGUUGUAA